GCCCCUGCACCUGUCCGACCUGUUUUGGGGACACAUGACUCCGGAGGAAUUUUCCCUGCUGCUCCCGUCCUUUGUUUAACGGAGUCUUUUUGAGUGGGAGACAGAGUGUGUGAGAGGAGGGUGAUAGAGAGAAGAGAGAGGGAGAUAUAGAGAUGUCGGAACCAGCCGCUAACCCCGCUGCCACCUCGUUCCCAGCGCCAACUAUUUCUCUUCCUUUGGGACUGGAAGUAUUGAGAACUUACUCUGGAGCCCUUGUCUGUUUAGAAAUAUUAUUUGGUGCGCUAGUAUGGAUCCUGGUGGCCUCCUCCAAUGUGCCAGUGCCUCUGCUGCAGGGCUGGGUGAUGUUUGUCUCCGUCACUGCCUUCAUCCUUUCCUCCACCUACCUCACGCUUUUCCUUACUGGCCUGGCUGAUCGCAUCAACACUGACUGGAAUUUCUUGGAUGUGUUUUACCACUUCUUGGCUUUGCUUUUCUACUUCGCUGCCUUCGUGUUGGAGGCAGCAACUACAGCAGCUAACGGAGGGGCCCACAUCAAGCCACUGACAAACAGCACUGAUACAGUCAUGUGUAUAACUUACCCUCGCGGCAAUAUAUUCACAGUCCUGCAUGGCAACCAAUACAGUAUUAAUGUCGCAGCCACGAUAUUUGCAUUUGUGGUGACACUGUGCUACGGCUGCAGUAUGGUGAUGGGCUUCAAGAGGUGGAGGAUGUAAUCCGGGAAAACCAGCACACACUAGUUUCAUAACUGCUUUGUAACUAGAGCAUUUAUUUAAAAACAAAAAACACCAAGAGCUCCAUAGAGAGCACUGAUAUUCAUUUCAGUGCAAACGUUGUAAUCAUCAAGGAAAAACAUAGAUGACAAAAUGCCCAUUUCAGUCAAAACAUCUGUCAAGAUGUCUGGACAAUAAGAUUCCUACAGGAAUACUUCUUCUGAGAUAUUAAAAGGAUUGAUUUCAGUUAGGUUCAGUCUCAGUUUAAGCUGUUGUCCAGUUAGCAUCAUAUGAAUCUGAUUUAUUUGCUGAUUACAAAUAAUUGUAUUGUUUUGCAGCUUUCCUCAAAACCUCUAGCAAAAACCUAUGUUUGGGAAGGUUGUGAGCAGACCUAGUAUAUGAUACAUUUAAGGCUGUAAGUGAUGCUUGUGAAAUGAAACCAAACUGUUAUGGUUUUGAUUUUUCACUCAGUUUGGUAAUCAUGCAAAUAUUGCCCCAUUUCCUGAAUCACAUCCUCAUUAGAGGGCUUAUUUCCCAUUUUCCAAUACCACAAAAUUGUGCCUACGUAUGCUGUUGAUUUACUUUUUUACAUAACAGCCCAUUAAUGUGUUGCAAUUGAUUUGAAAGACACUAAAACACAAAGUGAUCCCUUUUACAGUCCUCCAGUUACUUUGGUGCUAAGGAGCAAUAAACUCGCUCUUGAUUUAACUGUUAAUAAAUUUCUAUGUGGCCACUAUUUAAAUGUGAGUUGAUCUGAUAUUUGAAUUUCAAAGUUUUCAUUUCUUGCUGUGAGCACUUUUUGUCAAAUUUUUUCUGUAUAUCUGGAAUAACUUUUUCACAAUAUUGUAGCUCUUGUACAGUCAGCCAACAUUUGUCACGUAUGAUAUGUGUUACUGUUUAAACUUACUGCGUGCUGUCCUAUGUGAUUAACUCCUGUGACUUACUGAUAAAUAUCAUUCGACCAAAGCCUAGGUUGCAUAAAUCUGUCAUCCUAAUGAGUUCUACUACAAACUAAU
Molecule: messenger RNA, 1726 nt
Organism: Larimichthys crocea (large yellow croaker)
Lineage: Eukaryota; Metazoa; Chordata; Actinopteri; Sciaenidae
Gene: mal2
Product: mal, T cell differentiation protein 2
Exons: 4
Coding region: 153-713 (186 amino acids)
Biological process (GO): myelination
Cellular component (GO): membrane
Molecular function (GO): structural constituent of myelin sheath
Source: RefSeq, a predicted model, not a curated record